GGUGGCGCGGUGGGGCCGCGCCAUGGCCACCGCGCAGCCCAAGCCCCUCGCGGGGGCGGCCGUGGCCCGGGGCUGCUGGUCCGCCUUCUGGGACUACGAGACGCCCAAGGUGAUCGUGGUGAGGAACCGGCGCCUGGGCGUCCUGUACCGCACGGUGCAGCUGCUCAUCUUGCUCUACUUCGUGUGGUACGUGUUCAUCGUGCAGAAGAGCUACCAGGACAGCGAGACGGGCCCCGAGAGCUCCGUCAUCACCAAGGUCAAGGGGGUCACCACGUCGGAGCACAGAGUGUGGGACGUGGAGGAAUACGUGAAGCCCCCCGAGGGGGGCAGCGUGUUCAGCAUCAUCACCAGGAUCGAGGCCACCCCUUCCCAGGCCCUGGGAACCUGCCCUGAGAGCAUGAGGGUCCCCAACGCUGCCUGCUACUCGGAUGAGGACUGCGUGGCUGGGGAACUGGACAUGCUGGGGCACGGGCUGCGGACCGGGCGUUGCAUACCCUACUACCAGGGGACCUCCAAGACCUGUGAGGUGUCGGGCUGGUGCCCCGUGGAGGACGGCGCCUCUGUCAGCCAAUUUCUGGGUAAGAUGGCCCCGAACUUCACCAUCCUCAUCAAGAACAGCAUCCACUACCCCAAGUUCCGCUUCUCCAAGGGCAACAUCGCAGACCGCAAGGACGGGUACCUGAAGCACUGCUCCUUCGACGAGGCCCUAGACCCCUACUGCCCCAUCUUCAAGCUAGGCUUCGUGGUGGAGCAGGCUGGGGAGAACUUCACAGAGCUGGCACAUAAGGGUGGUGUCAUCGGUGUUAUCAUCAACUGGGACUGUGACUUGGACCUGGCUGCAGCCGCGUGCAACCCCAAGUACUCCUUCCGGAGGCUCGACCCCAAACACGUCCCCGCCUCGUCGGGCUACAACUUCAGGUUUGCCAAGUACUACAAGACAAAUGGCACCACGACCCGCACGCUCAUCAAAGCCUACGGCAUCCGCAUCGACGUCAUCGUGCACGGGCAGGCCGGGAAGUUCAGCCUGAUUCCCACCAUCAUUAAUCUGGCCACAGCUCUGACCUCCAUCGGGGUGGGCUCCUUCUUGUGUGACUGGAUCUUGCUAACGUUCAUGAACAAAAACAAGGUCUACAGCCAUAAGAAAUUCGACAAGAUGGCAGACACCCCUGGACAGAGCACAGGACAAAGCCUCCCUGCCUCCCAGCUUCCCCGCCUUGAUUCCACGCCCACGGACCCCAAAGGUUUAGCCCAACUCUGAGCCUCCUGUCCUUCCCAUCAUGCCUUGCUGCAGACCUGGGCCCACUGGGGCCACAGACAAGGCCCCUGACAGCCUGGCCACCCACUGGGGGACCUGCCUGGUGGACGGGGGCCCCGGCUAGGCACCUCAGUGGCCGAGUAUCUCCACGAGACUGGGAACCAGAGGCUGCCCUCCUCCCUGGGCUGGGCUGCCACCUUUCCCCAGACUCCUGGGGUCUGCAGGGCGAGGCAUGUCCCCCUGCCCCAUCAAUAACGCACAGGGCUCCCCCCCCCACCUCUCUGCCGCUGCUCUUGGGGCCGUGGGGAAGCUGCCCCCAGCCCCUACCUUGAGCCUUGAAAUCUCAAGCUCUGCCUGGACCCUUCCCUUCGAAGUCACGACAUGCUCAGCAUCCAAUAAACCCGUGACCAGAA
Molecule: messenger RNA, 1668 nt
Organism: Lemur catta (Ring-tailed lemur)
Lineage: Eukaryota; Metazoa; Chordata; Mammalia; Primates; Lemuridae
Gene: P2RX2
Product: purinergic receptor P2X 2
Exons: 12
Coding region: 23-1258 (411 amino acids)
Biological process (GO): monoatomic cation transmembrane transport; response to ATP
Cellular component (GO): nuclear inner membrane; plasma membrane
Molecular function (GO): purinergic nucleotide receptor activity; ATP binding; extracellularly ATP-gated monoatomic cation channel activity
Source: RefSeq, a predicted model, not a curated record